Triplophysa dalaica is the source of this 1451-nucleotide messenger RNA. RefSeq lists its product as uncharacterized. NCBI's taxonomy places the organism in Eukaryota, Metazoa, Chordata, Actinopteri, Cypriniformes, Nemacheilidae. The transcript is spliced from 3 exons. The record is from RefSeq and is a predicted model, not a curated record. The coding region runs from base 203 to 1144 and encodes 313 amino acids.
CAUUUUCCCCUUGUUUCAUCAGAUGAAUAGACAAAUUGAUGUGUAAACUGUAAUUUGUAACAUAUUGCAUAAUAACAUUUUUAGUUAAUCUUUGAUAGACAUUAAAAUCGAGUAAAAAAAUAUAAUUUCUGCAUAUUAUUUUAAAAUAUCUGUUUGUGACUUAUCUAUUUUUAGAGAGCAAGAAUAACCGUCAUCAUUCGAAAUGAUGUAUCUACACAUUGUAAUAUUGGCUUUGACCUUUGCUUCUACAACAGCGCUUCCACUUCAUCACGAUAGCAGCCAAGAAGCAUCAUGGAGUUUACAGAAAGACAACCAAGCCACUGACAAGAAAGAUUUCGCCAAAGAACCAAAUGGAAUGUGGAAGAACCAUGUGGUAAGCAGUGACCUUUACUCCCAGGACUCCUCCAACCCCAUGGCUGCUGAGCUCAGGUAUAAACUGAGCAUGGAGUCCGAAAGAUUACGAGCCCUUCUGAAGCAGGAGCUCGCCGAGCUGAGACAGAGGCUUUCUCCUUACCCCAGCCACCCGAAACACACCUUGGCCAACGUCAGAGAGUUCCUAGCUCCAUUCACAAAGCAGCUCCAGACCGCCCUCCAGUCAAACACCCAAGAACUCUGUGAUAAACUCAAUCUGAACCUCCAGGACCUUAACCCAGAUGAAGCUGCACUCUACCAGGAGGUCGUGCAGAGGAUCACCCUUGCACUGGAUGAAAGCCACCAGAAGAGGACAGCAGCCUUUGAGAACUUUAAGACGAAGGCCUUUGAAGCUGUGGAGGAGCAAGGAGACAGCAGCGGAAAGGAACUCUGGGAGGAAGUGACGGCCAGACUGGGACAGGAAGUGUGUACCUUCAGUUUGGAUAUACAAGGCAAGGUGGCCGCGCUGAAGAUAGCUCUGGCUGGCCACCUCACCUCGGCACAGCCUCCAAGAGAUGUGAUGACUUCAAAAGUGGACCAGUUCUGUCAGAUUUCAUCUGUUCAUAAUCAGCAGUUCAUUUCUAAUUUAGACCAACAUAUAAUCACUCUACAAGAAAAUGUGGGUAAUGGUGAGCCGUCUGCUUUUCAUCAGACAAACAUAGAAUCCAUACAGGAGGAUUUCUCAAGUAGACUUUCUGCACUGUUACAGGACAUCGUGCACACCCUAAAUUAAACUCUCCAGUUCAUUCAGAAAUGCAACGGUAAUGUAAAUAGCAUGUUAUACAAUGUUUGGAUGUACACUGUGAACUGUAACUUAUGUAGAGCACUAUCUUUGUUUGUACAGUUUUCAAAGAAAACCUUAUGUUAAAGGAUGGAAAUGACAUGAAGGGAAAUCAAUUGUUCAAUGAGGUGAAAGAGAAAAUGGAGAAUCUUUUAUUUACUGCAUGUUUAUUGAGAAUGUUUUGUGUUAUAUGUUUUCAUAUGUAUACUGUAUAUAUAAGCAUGUUAAUAAAGAUUUAUUUGUAGAUAUUAAAAAUGAA